Molecule: messenger RNA, 1454 nt
Organism: Triticum dicoccoides
Lineage: Eukaryota; Viridiplantae; Streptophyta; Magnoliopsida; Poales; Poaceae
Product: patatin-like protein 2
Exons: 5
Coding region: 73-1296 (407 amino acids)
Biological process (GO): lipid metabolic process
Molecular function (GO): monoacylglycerol lipase activity; glycerophospholipase activity
Source: RefSeq, a predicted model, not a curated record
UAAGUCCUUUGCCACAUCGUGUUCUUCACUUUUAAUUCGUAGCUUGGGGCUUGGUCGUCUAUCGAACUCUAAAUGGCUAGUAGUAGUUCUGCGGGAGAAGGUGCACGCCAGAACACUGCCGCCGACAAGGACAAGCUGGUCACCGUUCUGAGCAUCGAUGGCGGCGGCGUCAGGGGGAUCAUUCCGGCCACCAUCCUCGCCUUCCUUGGAGAGGAGUUCAAGAAACUUGAUGGGCCAGAAGCUAGGAUCGCAGACUACUUUGACGUGAUCGCCGGCACGAGCACCGGUGGCCUCUUGACGGUGAUGCUAACGGCGCCGGACAAGGAUGGCCGGCCGCUGUUCGACGCCAAGGAGUUGGCGCAGUUCUACAUCGACGAGUCGCCCAAGAUCUUCCCACAGAAUUGCAGGAACUCGUUCUUCGGCAAGAUCGCCACAGCUCUGAGUAUGGUGCGAGGGCCCAAGUACAACGGCAAGUACCUCCAUGCACUGCUUCGUCGGUACCUCGGUGAGACCAAGUUGGACGGGACGCUGACUAAUGUGGUCAUCCCGACCUUCGAUAUUGCAUACCUGCAACCCACGAUUUUCUCGAGCUUUCAGUUGAAGCACUCGCCUGCGAAAAACGCACUCCUGUCGGACAUCGCGAUCAGCACCUCCGCCGCACCGACGUUCUUCCCGGCACACUACUUCGAGACCAAGGACGACAAAGGCGAGCCGAGGGCCUUCAACCUCGUCGACGGCGGCCUCGCCGCCAACAACCCCACGCUAUGCGCGAUGAGCCAAGUGUCGCAGAACAUCAUCGAGGGGGACGGCGAGUUCAUCGUGGAGAACCCGGUGGACUACGGCAAGUUCAUGGUGGUCUCCAUCGGCUGCGGGCUGAACCCGAAGGAGAGCUACAGCGCCAAGGACGCCGCCAAGUGGGGGAUCCUGAACUGGAUCGUCAAGGACGGCACCGCCCCCAUCGUCGACAUGUUCAACGCCGCCAGCGCCGACAUGGUGGACAUCCACCUCUCCGUCCUCUUCGGCGCCCUGCGCUCCUCCCACCGCUACCUGCGAAUCCAGUACGAUCAGCUGAGCGGGAGUGCGGGUUCCAUUGACGACUGCUCGAAGGAGAACAUGGACAGGCUGGUGCAGAUCGGGCACGAGCUCCUCAGGAAGAACGUGUCCCGGGUGGACCUGGAGACCGGCCGGAACGUGGAGAUGCCCGGCCAGGGCACCAACGCGGAGCAGCUCGCCAGGUUCGCAAAGCAGCUGUCCGACGAGCGGCGCCGCCGCAAAAAGGCGCUUCAGGUUAACUAGCAGCUGGCCGGCUCGCUCUACUGUGUUGAAUCUUGCUCGUUCGGUGGAUGUUCUCCAUUCAGUUUUUUUUCCUUGGUACAGUGAUGUAAUAUUGUACAGUCAUGUAAUAGUAUUGUGCCACAGUUAUAAUAAGUGUGUUCCAUUGUUUGCCAUGUUUC